AGAGGAAAGCGGAUGUACACAAGCAUACGGUAUGCGCUGAAAUGAGAGGAGACGCGGCCGCGUUAAGGUUCGUUGCCGUACCUUAGUGUCCUGCGUGGCGUCUUCCCGGUUGAGGGCGUGGAAAUGGAGGAAGAGGAGCAGCUGCGGUCUUUCAUGUUCCUGAUGACUUACCUGCUGCUGAAGCGCAGGAGGGACAUGAACAACGCAAACAUCCAGAGGCGCAGUGAGGUCCAGAGACGCAUCCGACAUAGGCAGUACUUCUUCCAGAGACAGAGGCGGAUGCUGAUGAUGAUGAUGGCAGGAAGUAUCCGCUCCAAUGUCCGCAUCCGCACGCGGCCCUGGACCAACACGCCAAGCACCGACUGGUGGGAGCGGGUGGUGAUGACGGAAUUCCAGCCCUCCGAUUGGCUGGAUAAGUUCCGUAUGAGCCGGGAGACGUUCUUCUACCUCUGUGACAAACUGAGGCCCCGUCUGGCUCGCCAGGACACCAGCUUCCGCUUGGCGCUGCCGGUGGAGAAACGUGUGGCCGUGGCUUUGUGGCGUCUGGCAUCAAACAUCGAGUACCGCACCAUCAGCACCCUGUUUGGUGUGGGGAAGUCCACCGUGUGCAGAUGUGUUAGAGACAUGUGUCACGCCAUCGUGUCUCUCCUCGGCUCAAUCUACCUGCGGCCCCCCAACGAGCAGGAGCUGCAGGAUUCAUCCCAGCUCUUCCUGUCCAACAUGGGCUUCCCUCACUGUGUCGCUGCCAUAGCCAUACUCCACACAGCUAUCAUCACUCCAUCAAACAACGCAUCUGACUAUGCUAACCCCGCCGGCUGGCUCUCAGUGCUGUCUCAGGUGGCUGUCAGUGGCCGAGGGCAAUUCUGGGAUGUAUGUGCCAGUUUCCCAGGUGGGACAGACCCAGCUGACAUUUUACAGAACUCAUCACUGUGGGCCACAGCUGCAGAGGGUGGACUGUCGCCUGCCCCGCUACCUAUAUUCAUGGGAAAACCACUUAGGUAUGUGCUGCUGGGGGAGGCCUGCUACCCACUCCAGAGCUGGCUGAUGAAGGCUUACCCGGAAGAAAAAGGCAGGCGGGCGAGUCAUGCAGCACUGACGGAGCCACAGCGGCUCUUUAAUCGGCGACUCACCAGAGCGCUUCGCGUGUCCGAGGAGGCGCUGCUGAGGCUGAGGGCGCGCUGGCAGUGCCUGAGCAAGAGGAACGACUGUGGUCUGGACGUGGUGCCCACCAUGAUCCUGGCUUGCUGCAUUCUGCACAACAUGUGCGAGUCCCACGGUGACGCCUUCAAAGCAGAGUGGCAGGUGGAGGUGGCCGAGGCAGAGAGCCCUCAGCCCAGCCACAAGCAGAUCCUCUCAACCAGUAUGGACCAAAGUCAUGCUGAGGAAAUCCGGCACCUCUUCUGUGACUACUUCGAACAGCAAAAUAAUUGAUAAAGGACGGGUAUUAUUGAAAAUCCUUGUAAACCUUUUUACUCGUGCUAUUUUAGUUUUUGUGACACUAGCAGCAUGGUUGUACCGCAGAGUCUGUCAGUCUGUCACUUGUUCUGCCAAUCCAGUAUUAACAUGUAUCUUUAUGCUAACUGUAGCAAGGCAUGUUAAAGCAUGGCAAUAUUAGCAUACAUCUCAAACCAUAGUGGAAUAAAUGCACUUUAAUCUGACAAAAUAAGGCUCAGACUGAUUAACAAUAAGCCAAAUCAGGCAAUGUGAUGUCCUAAGAUCAUAAUACAUCCAUAGAAGAAAAAGACUUUUGAUUUAGGCAGGAGCAUGACUUGACACUUACUCUGGUGCCGAAGUCUGUCCAAACGUCACCUUUUGCCCCACUACCAGUAAGGAUCUUAGAACAGCGAGAUUGUCUUUUUUCCCCAUUUUGUUUUUAAAUCUA
Molecule: messenger RNA, 1882 nt
Organism: Xiphias gladius (swordfish)
Lineage: Eukaryota; Metazoa; Chordata; Actinopteri; Istiophoriformes; Xiphiidae
Product: protein ALP1-like
Exons: 4
Coding region: 124-1431 (435 amino acids)
Source: RefSeq, a predicted model, not a curated record